Messenger RNA from Achroia grisella, 1533 nucleotides. RefSeq lists its product as uncharacterized. Gene Ontology annotation, biological process: DNA integration. The record is from RefSeq and is a predicted model, not a curated record. The coding region runs from base 1 to 1533 and encodes 510 amino acids. NCBI's taxonomy places the organism in Eukaryota, Metazoa, Arthropoda, Insecta, Lepidoptera, Pyralidae. The transcript has a single exon. Gene Ontology annotation, molecular function: nucleic acid binding.
AUGCCAUCUCCGAUCGUAGCGAAUCACGAUCAUUUCGGUCGUUGGGUUCGGUUGGUUAGAGCAACCGCUCGUGCACAUCAUUGUGCUAAAAUAUUUCGGUCGCUUUUGAAAAAACCUCCAAAUUCAAAAUUAAAGAGUGCUGCCUCCAAGGUCUCCUUCAAAGUUUUGAAACCUCUUUCGGCCGCAGAAAUCUUGGAGGCCGAGAGGCACCUAUUUUUAUAUACUCAAUUGGAAUCAUUUAAACACGAAUUCUUGAGUCUUACCGAGGGUCUUCCCCCAACUAAUCAAGGGAGGCUUAGAGGUCUUGCGUUGAUGUUGGGAGAAGACGGUUUAAUCCGUUUAAAUGGAAGAAUUCGUGCUGUAUUAGAUGCUCCCGCGCAGGACAUUAACCCUAUUGUUUUAGACGGUCGACAUCCAAUUGUAAAACUCCUUCUCGAUCACUAUCAUCGGAAAUUUGGUCAUGGUAAUAUCGAGACCGUCGUUAACUUCCUGCGCGGCAAAUUUUAUAUAAUAGCUUUACGCCCAAGUGUCAGGUCUGUUGCCAAACAAUGCAGUUUAUGUAGGAUUAGGAAGCUUCUCCCAUCUACGCCUCAAUUUGGUGAUCUUCCUGAAGAUAGGUUAUCCCAUCAUCAGCGCGCGUUUUCCUUCUGCGGUCUUGAUUACUUCGGUCCAGUUGAAGUUGCCGUUGGGCGCAGACGAGAAAAACGCUGGGUAGCUCUAUUCACAUGCCUUACCAUCAGAGCCGUUCAUUUGGAGAUCGUAGGAAGCCUUUCCGCAGAUGCUGCUAUCAUGGCCCUAAGAAGAUUUAUUGCCCGUAGAGGAUGUCCAGCGAGAAUCAUCUCAGAUAACGGCACGGCUUUUGUCGGCGCAGCCAACCAACUCACAGACGUUUUCGACUUCGCGGCCAACCAUAAAAUAGAGUGGGUCUUCAUUUGUCCAGCGGCACCAUCAAUGGGAGGUGCGUGGGAACGCUUAGUGCGAUCAAUAAAGUCUGCGCUUUCCGUAACCCUGAAAGAACAAGCUCCAAGAGAGGAAGUAUUGAGUACCCUACUUCUGGAAGCGGAAGCAGUAGUCAAUUCUCGCCCGCUGACACACGUACCAGUAGAGCCGGAGACACUACAGGCCCUCACACCCUUCCAUUUUUUAUUGGGCACACCAUCAACCGAGUUGGUCCGUCCCCGCACCGAUGCAGAUCUUUGCCGUCGCUUAGACCACAGGAAGGUACUGCGGUUAGCGGAGCUGUUUUGGGCCAGAUGGCUUCAUGAAUACCUACCCACGUUGAUUCCACGAAAGGCCGGAUCGACGCAAGCCAAAUUCAAAGUGGGAGAUCCAGUUCUGGUGGCGGAUCCAAAUCUUCCGCGAGGACCCUGGCCCAAAGGCCGUAUUUCUAAGAUAUUCACCGGUCCUGAUGGAGUGGUCAGGGUGGUGGAGAUCCGGGGAAGCAUGGGGAUCUUGAAAAGACCAGUGCGCAAAGUGUUGCCCUUACUCCUAGAGCAGGGCACCCAAGAAAACUGCGCACAGUCGCCACUAUAG